CAACAAGCACGGAUGGAAAGGGAGAGCUAGCUCCACGUAUCUGAAAUCUGUCACGUUUUACACUUCUAAUCAAAGCUGGUCAACAAGAGGUGCUUUGAAAUGGAGCCACAACUCAAACGCAGAAAAGAAUAUGAGUGUGACAUCGACUCCUGGGUUGCUUACCCUGUGCUGUCCAACGAGCAGUCACAAGACAUUGAGCUAAUCGAGGCCUUUGCAGCUCCCAUCAUCAACAAGAAAGAAACCUCUCGUUUGAUCAAGGAGUUGGCCAAAGUAUACCCAUUACCUGGACUUCAGCACAUCAAGAGAGUACGGUCAUGCAAGGAUAAGGGCAGCCCUCACCCUCUGGAGGUCAUUGUAUGCCUUGCCAGUGAUGCACAAGUCAUUGACCGCAGUGAGGAGCUGCACAUAUCUGAUCUGUCAUCCUCCAGUAGAUUAAACUGUGAAGGUCUAGGAGACCCUUUCCUGGUCAAGAUACCAGCAUGCCCUCCUUUGACCAGACCACAGUUUGAGCAGGCCAGCAAACACUGGCCCACCUCCUUUCACGAGGACAAACAGGUGACUGUGGCCCUGAGGGGCCAGCUGUUCACCUCUUCUCAGAAAUCAAAGAUGCAGGAGUACAUGAUGGCUGCUGUGGCUGCAGCCAGAGCGGGGCAGGAUUGUGGCAUGGAGGCUGUGGGGGCUGCGGUCGUUGACCCAGAGGCAGAGAGGAUCCUCGCUGUGGGACAUGACUGCCGGCAAGGCGGUCACCCACUUCAUCACGCCAUCAUGGUCUGCAUUGACCUUGUGGCACGUGGGCAGGGGGGUGGGGCCUACACCUAUGACAAGUACCUCGCCUGCCAGUCUGUUUUGCCCUAUUCCUCACCCUCUCAAAAACAGGGCGCCACCACCAUGACAACCUGUGGGGUCGUGCAGGACGGGGACAGUGCAGAGGAGAGCGGUGAGCCAUACAUCUGCACCGGGUACGACUUGUAUGUUACUCGAGAGCCUUGUGUUAUGUGUGCCAUGGCGCUAGUCCAUUCUAGGAUAGGCAGAGUCUUCUAUGGAACAUCCUCUAUCGAUGGGGCAUUUGGGACUAAAUAUAAAAUCCAUGCUCAAAAAGAUCUGAAUCACCGCUUUGAAGUUUUCAAAGGAGUCUUGGACCAACAGUGUUCAGACCUUAACAGGCCAGUACACUAUAUCAAAAUGAAUUCUUAAAAAAGGUUCACAAUUGUUACAGGAACGCUAGACCAUUAUAAACGGAUGAAUCUCGUGUCAGACUACUUGGCACACGCGGUUGAUGAAUGAGACUAGAUCAAUGUGUGAAUUACAUAGGUAACAUUUUACUUCUAGAAGAUUUUGGAUUACAUAAACACAUUUUAAUGUUUUACUUUGUUACUGUGUAAAAUUCAAUGCAAUAAAGGUUUGGCCACUUUGUGACAGCAAGCU
Salvelinus namaycush (lake trout) is the source of this 1425-nucleotide messenger RNA. RefSeq names its product probable inactive tRNA-specific adenosine deaminase-like protein 3. The record is from RefSeq and is a predicted model, not a curated record. The transcript has 2 exons. Gene Ontology annotation, cellular component: nucleus; cytoplasm. Gene Ontology annotation, molecular function: tRNA-specific adenosine-34 deaminase activity. The coding region runs from base 100 to 1194 and encodes 364 amino acids. NCBI's taxonomy places the organism in Eukaryota, Metazoa, Chordata, Actinopteri, Salmoniformes, Salmonidae.